AUCUUUUUGCUAAAUUUCCUUGUUCGCGCUAACACUGAGCCUCCUCAGAACCCUAGAUCGAUCGAAUUCCUCGUCAUCACUGACGAUCGUGGAUCGAGAGAAGAGCUCUUCUCUCAUUCUCUAAUGCGCCGAAAGCUCCAUCGGCGCCUCCGUAUCCUCCUCCAUCAGCCCGUCGAAGACCGCGCCCCCGUUCACGUCUCCAGCCACGCUGAUCGAGAUCGAGUUCUUGAAGUAUUUAGAAGAGUUAUAUUGCAACCUGCUCUCCCUGAAAACUGUGCCCUUCAAGCAGUACAAGAAGCUAUAAAACCUCAGAAACAGACUGUACUUGUCCAAGAUGAGAAUCAAUCUCUGGAAAAUGCUCUUCGAACACUACUGCAAGAACUAGUGUCUUCUGCAGUACAAUCUGGUGAAAGGAUGAUGCAAUAUGGGAAGUCAAUUGAUGAUGGGGAAAAUGCUGGCGGUCAAAUACCACGUCUUCUUGACAUUGUGCUGUAUCUUUGUCAAAAAGGGCAUGUUGAAGGUGGUAUGAUAUUUCAGCUGUUAGAAGAUUUGACGGAGAUGUCAACCAUGAAAGACUGCAAAGAGGUUUUUGGUUAUAUCGAGAGCAAGCAAGAUGUAUUGGGUAAGCAAGAGCUCUUUGGGAGAGGGAAAUUGGUGAUGCUGAGAACAUGCAAUCAACUUCUUCGAAGACUCUCAAAGGCAAAUGAUGUGGUAUUUUGUGGACGGAUUCUUAUGUUUCUUGCACACUUCUUUCCCUUGUCAGAGCGGUCAGCUGUUAAUAUAAAGGGAGUUUUCAACACAUCAAAUGUGACCAAAUAUGAAAAAGAUGCUCCUGAAGGAGUCUCCAUUGAUUUCAACUUCUACAAGACCUUGUGGAGUUUACAGGAACAUUUUAGCAAUCCAGCUUCAACCACUGUUGCCCCAACCAAGUGGCAGAAGUUCUUCACCAAUUUAAUGGUUGUACUGGAUGCAUUUGAAGCUCAGCCUCUGUCUGAUGAUGAUGGAAAUGCUAACAAUGUUGAGCAAGAGGAAGCUGCUUUUAGCAUUAAGUAUCUCACUAGCAGCAAGUUGAUGGGUUUAGAGUUAAAAGAUCCUAGCUUUCGUCGACAUAUCUUGAUCCAGUGCCUUAUAUUAUUUGACUACCUUAAGGCACCUGGAAAGAAUGAGAAGGAUGGGCCUCCAGAGAGCAUGAAAGAGGAAAUUAAAUCCUGUGAAGAACGUGUGAAGAAGUUGCUCGAAACUAUUCCACCAAAAGGCAAGGAGUUCCUUCAAAGUAUUGAGCAUAUAUUAGAACGAGAAAAAAAUUGGGUCUGGUGGAAACGAGAUGGUUGUCCACCAUUUGAAAAGCAAAUAACUGAAAAAAGAGUGGGUCAAGAUGGCGUGAAAAAACGUAAACCACGGUGGAGACUCGGAAACAAAGAGCUAUCACAGUUAUGGAAAUGGGCAGAUCAGAAUCCUAAUGCUUUGACUGAUGAACAGCGUGUCCGCACUCCUUCGGUCAUGGAGUACUGGAAACCUCUUGCAGAGGAUAUGGAUGAAUCUGCUGGGAUUGAAGCUGAAUAUCACCAAAAAAAUAACCGUGUUUAUUGUUGGAAAGGGCUGCGUUUUUCUGCCAGACAGGACUUGGAAGGAUUUUCUCGGUUUACUGACCAUGGCAUUGAAGGAGUGGUUCCUCCAGAGCUUUUGCCACCAGAAAUUCGUUCGAAAUUUCAUGCUAAACCUACUGAGAAGAAUAAACGAGUUAAGAGAGAGGAUGAUUCAAAAGGUGUUGCAGCUCAGCCUGAAGAAAACCAGCAGGUUGCAACUCCAGCAACUGAGACUGAUGGGGGAAGUGGGGCCGAGCUAGAAGAGGGAGCAAUUCCAAUGGAAUCUGAUGCCGCAGGCUUGAAUAUUGCGCAGGGUGGAGAUACAACACCAGAAGAUGCUACAAAGCAGAGCCCUGAUAUUGACAUGGGCCAGGAGGCAGUACAUUCUGAAGCUGAAGCUGAAGCAGAAGCAGAUGCAGAAGCAGAUGCAGAAGCAGAAGCUGAAGCUGAGGCCAAACCUGAUAUUAAAGGAGAUACUGAAUCAGAGCUUAGUCCAGAUUCAGAAACAAAUCCUGAGACUAAAGAUUGAAGCUUCAGGGGAAAUUAUUUAUCUCUAGCGGAUGAAACUAAAAGAUGAAAUUUUUCAGUGCAGCAGUGCCUUAUUAUGUGUAAUUUAACACUGUAUGCUUAUGAUUGCUGCAUAUGUAAUCUUGUUUGUAAUGUUUAUUUGAGUAAGCUGGCUUUUUCUAUGUUGAAAACUGUCCAAGAGUGUCUAGUAUCAUCGUUUCAGUUUGCUGAUUUGCAUAGUUGAGAAUCUUUUUAUUCCUAUUCAGGAAGAAGACAUGAGAUUGUAAUUCAUGUUUUAUGUUUUCGGGUGAA
This is a messenger RNA of Asparagus officinalis (garden asparagus), 2405 nucleotides long. Its product is annotated as THO complex subunit 1. The coding region runs from base 124 to 2115 and encodes 663 amino acids. The record is from RefSeq and is a predicted model, not a curated record. NCBI's taxonomy places the organism in Eukaryota, Viridiplantae, Streptophyta, Magnoliopsida, Asparagales, Asparagaceae. Gene Ontology annotation, cellular component: THO complex part of transcription export complex. The transcript has 21 exons. Gene Ontology annotation, biological process: mRNA export from nucleus; regulation of DNA-templated transcription elongation.